This is a messenger RNA of Hibiscus syriacus, 474 nucleotides long. Its product is annotated as UDP-arabinose 4-epimerase 1-like. The coding region runs from base 1 to 444 and encodes 147 amino acids. NCBI's taxonomy places the organism in Eukaryota, Viridiplantae, Streptophyta, Magnoliopsida, Malvales, Malvaceae. Gene Ontology annotation, biological process: beta-D-galactose catabolic process via UDP-galactose, Leloir pathway. The transcript is spliced from 3 exons. The record is from RefSeq and is a predicted model, not a curated record. Gene Ontology annotation, cellular component: cytosol. Gene Ontology annotation, molecular function: UDP-glucose 4-epimerase activity.
AUGACUUUGAAUUCCCUUGCUCUUUUUGAGAACGAUCGAAUUCCGUUGAUGGAUCUGUAUGAGCUGUUCCAUGUCAAGGGAACAGACUAUAACACACAUGAUGGCACCUGCAUACGAGAUUAUAUCGAUGUUACCGACUUGGUCGAUGCUCAUGUUAAAGCUCUUCAAAAGGCAAAACCCCAAAACGUAGGAAUCUACAACGUUGGCACCGGGAGAGAUAGAUCGGUGAAGGAGUUUGUGGAGGCCUGUAAGAAAGCAACAGGGGUAGAGAUAAAAGUCGACUAUCUUUCCCGCCGACCUGGAGAUUACGCAGAAGUAUUCAGCAACCCAACUAAGAUCUACCGUGAGCUGAACUGGACGGCUCAACAUACUGAUCUCAAGGAGAGUUUGAAGACCGCAUGGAGAUGGCAAAAGGCGCAUCGUGAUGGAUAUGGAGCCUCUUAGGUGAUACGCUUUUUCUCAUUGGAUCACCGA